Messenger RNA from Ceutorhynchus assimilis (cabbage seed weevil), 3209 nucleotides. The record is from the annotation of a GenBank genome assembly. NCBI's taxonomy places the organism in Eukaryota, Metazoa, Arthropoda, Insecta, Coleoptera, Curculionidae.
CCAAGUUCCAGAACAGUGUAUUUUCGAAAGCACCUAAAAACUUAUGGACACUUUUCUAAAAACAAUGGUGGCACAAUUUUUACAUUCAAUUUAUAUUCUUUUGUAAUCGUCUAAAAUAAAAACCUUAAUUAAACAAUAAAUUAAAUUAAAUAAAGUGCAAUAAUUAUUGUAAAAAGGUUCGCGCCAAUAUUUUGCGUCAAAAAAAAAAGAAGGAUCUCUGCAUUAGAAACGUCAAAUCAAAUGUCAAAAAGCUAAAUAUUUAAUUAUUCAAAAAUUGUUUAUAAUUUUGUUUAAAUUAAUAUUAAAAUGCCCAAUAUUCCGAUAGUAUAUUGCUUCAAUAUGUAAUUCGUACAAUUCCAGCUUUAUUUCUUGUUACAAAGCCACAAAAAACUCAAUUAUUAAUUGCAUUCAAAAAAAAUCGAUCCUACUAUAAAUAAAAAAGGGCGGCAAAUUUAAAAUCAAUGUCCUAAGAAAUGGUUUUAAACGAUGGUUUUGAGCACAGAAUGGUCUCAAGUGGAAGUAAUCGAUUUGGUUAACGAUGGAUCUGGAUUAGGGUUUGGUAUCGUGGGAGGCCGCAGCACCGGUGUAGUGAUAAAAUCAAUCCUACCUGGCGGUCUGGCGGACAAAGACAACCGACUACAAAGCGGCGAUCAUAUUUUGCAAAUCGGCGAUGUUAAUCUGAGAGGCUUUUCAGCUGAGCAAGUCGCUUCGGUUUUGAGACAAGCUGGCUCUCAGGUAAGAAUGGUCGUAGCCAGACCAAUCGAACCAAAUUCAAUAGAUUUCGACCAAUACCAAUACAGAGCCCCAAUCGUUCCAACCAAAAUACUUACGGAUCAUGAAGAACUUGACCGACAAUUGCUCCAAAACGGAUACGCUUCCUGUUUCAAUGCUAAAAAAGAGAUAAGUCCCGUAGAAGAAAAAAGCUUGAGCAUAAAAUCUGAUAUUGUUUACAGCAAUAACAUAAUCGAAAAUGGAAUUGAUGGCAAGGAAGUUUUAAGAAAAGUUAAAAGCGUGGAUAUUUGUGAAAUUACUAAUAAUAAUUUCAAUUUUAAUAAUAACUACAAUAAUUAUAACAGUAGGGACUUAAAGCAAGCUGACGAUGACCAAAUAAGUCCAGUAAGUACAAGUCACAUAAUAGUCACCCCAAUUGAUUUUGAACUUGAAAUUCCCGAAACGGAAAGGUAUUCGGUUGAAUUGAAAAAAAACGAGUCCGGAUUGGGUAUUACUAUAGCCGGCUACGUUUGUGAACGUGAAGAUUUGAAUGGCAUUUUUGUGAAAAACUUAAGCGAAGGUUCACAAGCCUACAAAUGUGAAUUGAUUAAUAUUAAUGAUAGAAUAAUUGAAGUAGAUGGUAGAGCUUUAUAUGACUUAACAAACUAUGAAGCAGUAAAGAUUUUAAAAGAAACUGGUGACGUUGUUAGUUUAACUUUUGAAAGGUAUUUAAGAGGGCCGAAAUUUGAGCAGCUGCAAGAAGCUUUAGCAAAUCAAGAAAAAAAAGAUAAAAGCCCUUUAUCGCCCUCUUUGAAAACCCUAAGUUGGAUUCCUAUUGAGGCCAACAUCGAACCUGAAUGUGAUUCAACAAAUUCAGUCCAAAGUGAAAUUUUUAUAGAGGAAAAUUUCCAGGCUAAUUUAGAAGACGAUUUGGAAACCGACAUAAAAAACAAGUGGCAAGGCUUAUUGGGUGACCAAGCUAAUAUUGUUGUUGCAAAUUUAACAAAAUUAAAAGGUUUAGGAAUAAGCUUAGAAGGUACAGUCGAUGUUGAGUGUGGAAUUGAAUUACGUCCAAGACAUUUUAUUAGAUCGAUUUUACCUGAAGGGCCUGUAGGCCAAAACGGUAAACUCAGUCCGGGAGACGAAAUACUCGAAGUAAAUGGUCAGAAACUUUUAGGAGUACCUCACGUAGAUGUAGUGAGAAUUCUGAGAGAACUUCCAAACGCUGUACGAUUGGUUUGCUCAAGAAAAUCUAUAGAUAAUAGAGUUAUCAAUACUUCUCAAGAUAGAGAGGCUUUUGAGCAAAGAAACAUUUUGGGAGGCAGUUUGAAAAAUUUGCUCCCACAACCUGAACAGCGCUUAAUAAAAGCUUUAAGCGAUACAAGCAUACAUACAUCUAGUACAGUAACAGUUACAGACGAACCAAACAUUAUGAAAAAAGACAAAUCUCGUUCAUUGGAAAUCACUCAAGUAGCACUUUGGAGCGAAGAAGUCGAUUAUGUAGAGCUCCAAAAAACCGACAGAGGUCUUGGCUUCUCAAUUCUAGACUACCAAGAUCCUGUAGACCCCAAUUCAACUAUUAUAGUUGUGAGAAGUUUGGUUCCUCACGGUUCAGCCGAAGCGGAUGGAAGAAUCACCCCUGGGGAUAGAGUGAUAAGCGUCAACAAUACGAUAAUCAAAAACUUCACUUUGGACCAAGCGGUGCAAGCGCUUAAAGGCACUUUGCCUGGUAGAGUUAAGUUAGGAAUUUCCAAGCCUUUGCCUUCCUCUCAUCAUCAUAGUGGUACAUUGAGCAACAAUACUUAAACACUUUUAUGUUUAUUGCAAAAUACAUUUUGUGUUGCAAUAGGAAACUCGUAAUAAUUUAAAACAAAUAAGUAAACGAAUGGAUUUGAAACAAUUAAGAUUAUUAUUUUUAUUGGCUGUGUUUCAUUUGCUGGCAUUUAUUUUUUAAUUAACGCUGUGAUACUCAUGUUCUUGUCAUUAUUUUUUAGUUGUGAAUGAUUCUUAGCACAAUCACUGCUGGCCUUUUAGAAUAAAUAAGGUAUUUUUCCCAUUAUAUAUUGUCUUUUUAGAUGUUGUUACUCGCUAAAUUGUACAAUAAUAUUAUAGAAUUGGGCACAAUAAUAAUAAUAAUAAUAAAUACUUGUAUUUAUAUAGUUAUAGAUUUAGGCACUUUUUAUUGUAAUAAUUAUUGAAAAAUUGAAUCACAUAUAAUCUGUAUUGUAGUUUUUUGUUUUUGUAAUAAUCAUCAUUGAACAAUCAAAAUUGUAGAAAAGGAAUAUAAAAAAAAAAACGAUUGAAAAUUAUUUUCCUGUUUUAGGCUGUUUUUCAGUUGCUGUUUUGAACAAAUCAAAAUAAAUUAUAGGUACACCAUAAAGAGCAUUAGAUUAUUUAUAAAUUUGUGUUAAAUUGAGUUUAAUAGCUCAAAUACUUUUUGAGAAAUUGAGCCUCAAAGUUGAAUUUUGGUCGAAAUUAAGUCAAUUCAAUUUUCUCAA